Messenger RNA from Cololabis saira (Pacific saury), 1203 nucleotides. It is a transcript of the gene paqr7a, whose product is annotated as progestin and adipoQ receptor family member VII, a. The coding region runs from base 151 to 1203 and encodes 350 amino acids. Gene Ontology annotation, molecular function: steroid binding; nuclear steroid receptor activity. Gene Ontology annotation, biological process: response to steroid hormone. The record is from RefSeq and is a predicted model, not a curated record. NCBI's taxonomy places the organism in Eukaryota, Metazoa, Chordata, Actinopteri, Beloniformes, Belonidae. Gene Ontology annotation, cellular component: plasma membrane. The transcript has 2 exons.
CGGGUUUAACUUGACGGCUGAGAAUCGACGGCUGAAGGUGUCGGGUCUGCCCGUCCGGAGGAGGAAGAAGAGGAGGAAGAAGAGGAGGAAGAAGAGGCUCAUCUGCGGUCCAAGUCCCAGCCUCCUCCCAGCGUGCACUGCUGCGGCGCCAUGGCGACCAUCGUGAUGGAGCGGCUCGGCCGCGUCUUCAUCAGCCUGCAGCAGAUCCGGCAGCUGCCGCAGUUGCUAGCCCCGGCGGCGCCGCCCUCCAUGCCCGGCACGGUGCCCGACGGCGAGGUGCCGCCCUACUUCCGCGAGCGCUAUGUUAGCACGGGCUACCGGCCGCUGGGCCGCAGCUGGCGCUACUACUUCCUGUCGCUGUUCCGGCGCCACAACGAGACGGUCAACACCUGGACGCACCUGCUUGCCUUCCUGGCCUUCCUGCUGCGGUUGCGCCACCUCGCCACCAGCGUGGACUUCGCCGGUGACGCCCACACCUGGCCGCUGCUGGUGCUGCUCACAUCGGCGCUGGCGUACUCGGCGUGCAGCGCAGCGGCGCACCUGCUGGGCGGCAAGUCGGAGCUGCUGCACUACGCCUUCUUCUUCCUGGACUACGUGGGCGUGGCCCAGUACCAGUACGCUAGCGCCCUGGCGCACUGGUACUACGCCGCGCAGGAGGGCGGGGCUUUCAUGCCGGCCGCCGCCGCCUUCAGCUGCCUGUCCUGCCUGGGCUGCUGCUACGGGAAGCUCUGCAGCCACCGCCGCCCGCCGCGCAUCCGCAAGCUGUGCCAGGUGGCGCCGUCGGCGAUGUCCUACGUGUGGGCUAGCGGGCCGCUGGCGGCGAGGCUGCUAGCCUGGCAGCCCGACGACGCGGGCGUGGCCUUCCACGGCGGCCAGGUGGCCUUCUUCCUGGGCAGCGCCUUCUUCUUCACGGUGCCGCUGCUGGAGCGGCGGCUGCCGGGCCGUGUGGACUUCCUGGGCCAGAGCCACCAGCUGUUCCACGUGCUGCUGUCCUGCUGCACCUGGUGCCAGGUGGAGGCGGCGCGCCUGGACUACCUGGGCCGCCGCCCGCUCUACGCCCCGCUGCACCGCCGCGGCGACGCCGCGCGCUAUGUGGGGCUGUACGCCGCCACGCUGGCCGGCUGCGGGCUGAUCGCCGCGGUGAUGCUGGGGAGGGUGAGGCGGUUGCUGGGGGAGAAGGGUGGGGGGGAUAAGGACAGGUAG